AUGCAUAAGGCCUUGAAUCUGAAUAUCGAUUUCAGACCGAUUUCGACCAAUACUAAUUCCAAUUCCAAUUCCAAGUCAAGAAUUGGAAUUGGUGCAUCCCUAAUCGUUUGGGCUGUCAUAACCCGUACGCCUAUUCAAUUUCGUCGUGGAUUAGCAGCACAAGGUGUAAGUGGUGAUGAAUUACCAUUUCGAGCGAUAUGGUAUCCAUACGGUGCCUACUUCGGACUCGGGGCCAAUAUAUUCCUCAUUUUCUUUCAAGGAUACACUAGUUUCUUUCGACCAUUCGAUAUCGUGUCGUUCGCUGUUUCCUACAUUCUCAUCCCUGUAUUUCUACUUCUUUUCUUCGGAUACAAAUUUUUGAGGAAAACUCAAUGGAUUGAAGCGUCUCAAAUGGAUAUCUGGUCCAAUAGACGCGUGUUCGUCAAGGAAGAUAUUCAAGCAAAUAAUCAGACUAUAUGGUCACAUAUUAAAAACUUGAUUAUUUAA
This is a messenger RNA of Rotaria socialis, 486 nucleotides long. The record is from the annotation of a GenBank genome assembly. Lineage: Eukaryota; Metazoa; Rotifera; Eurotatoria; Philodinida; Philodinidae.